This is a messenger RNA of Plasmodium reichenowi, 2037 nucleotides long. RefSeq lists its product as hypothetical. The record is from RefSeq and is a predicted model, not a curated record. NCBI's taxonomy places the organism in Eukaryota, Apicomplexa, Aconoidasida, Haemosporida, Plasmodiidae. The transcript has 3 exons. The coding region runs from base 1 to 2037 and encodes 678 amino acids.
AUGUUCUGCUCUUUUCUUUUUUUAUUCUUUACCUUUUUUGUCGUACACAAAAAGGAAAUAGCAAUAUUGUGCUCAAAAGUACAUUUAGAAAAACAUAUUUAUUAUCCAAGAAAAGGUUCACAUUUCCAUAUAUAUAGUGUGGUAGAUAAUAAUGUUAAUUUGAAAAAUAAGAAUGAAUAUAACAGUAAAUUAAAAGACCGGAUUAAGAUAUAUGAACAAGUACAUAAUAAUAAAUGUAGGAAAAUAUAUUUCUUACCCUUAAUAUUUUCAAAAAAUAAUAAUAAAGAUGUUUAUAUAGAAGACCAUAAAGAUAAAAACAUUGAUAACAAAAAUAAUAAUAAUAAUAAUAAUAAAAAGGAUGAUAUUAAUAAUAAUGACAAAAAAAAUAAAAUAAAUGACACACCUGCACAAAAUAUAACAAAUGAUAAAGAUAAAAAUUAUUCAAACAACUUUGAAUAUAUCGAAAAUAAUUUAUUAAAAUUAAAAAACAACCUAGAAGUAUUCAGCUCUUAUAUUAACAAAUCAGAUGUCAUUAUUGUUCCCUUGAAUUAUCAUGAUAUUUUAAAUAAACAUUUGAUUGAAAUAAUACCUUUCAAUAAUAUAAUAAAUUCAUUAGACUUUAUAUUUCUCUUUAAUAAAAAUGAUUACAAUAAAUCGAACAUAAAUAUAAAUAACAAUAAUAAUAAUAAUAUGAAUAAUAAUAAGUAUAACAGAUCUCCUCCUUAUAAUAAUAUCUACAAUAUAAUCAUUUUCAUAUAUAAUUAUAAUAAUCAAGAUAACCCUUUAAAUAUAUCUUCAUAUACACCCUCUUUCUUUACUAAUAAAAAAGAUAAUAUCAUACAUAAAGAAAAAUCGCAAAUUGUUCAUGUGAUACAAAAAUUUCUAAACGAUCAUUAUAAUUUAAAAGAUCAAAAUGAACAUAAAAAAUAUUUAAAUGUGAACUUUCUUUUUACUAAGGAUAAUAUUCUAGAUAUUAAUAAAAUUGAUAAAGAUAUCGAACAAAACAAAAUGUUAUACUAUCCAAAAAAAAACAUAUUAGACAAAGAAACAAAUUAUGUUAACACAAUAAAUAAUACAAAUAAACAGGAGGAUCAAAAUUUAAUAAAAUAUAUACACAAAAAUAAUGAUAUGUUUUUUAAGAAAUAUAAACCAGAUACUCUAAAAAAUUUAACAAACGAAAACUAUUUUAUUUAUAAUUUCCUCUCAAGCUAUAAAUUAGAUAUAUUAAAAGAAUAUAUAUAUAUUGCUAAAGAUAUUACCAUACCAAACAAUAAUGUUAUAAAUCAUAUACAAAAUAUUAAUAUAAAAAAAAAAAUUCACAAUAUAGAAUUGUUAUUAAACAAUUUUAAAAAUUGUAAAUUAAAUAAAAAUAUUAACACUCAUGUAAAUGUACAAGAAAUUAAAAAAAAACAAUAUUCAUAUCUUUUACAUAUUAUUUUAUCAGACUUAUUAGAAAAAUAUGAUUCCAAUCUAGAAAUAUUGAAAAAUUAUUUAUACCAAGUAUUUAAAGAAAAUAUACAAAAAAUUAAAAUUAAUUCAGAUAUUCUUUUCCAAUUUAAAAAACAAAUAAAUCAUAUUGAUCAACUUUUUGAUUAUUACAAUUCCAAAAUAUUUAUAUUACCUUCAAAUAAAAAUUAUCAAGCUCAACAAAAAUCAUAUUAUAUUUAUUAUUAUUAUAAAAUCAAACUCCUCCAAUUAUUAAAUCAAACAGCUAACGAAAUUAUUAACUAUUAUAUAUCAAAAGGAUUAUAUGUAAAAAAUUAUUCUUUUAAUGAAUUCUCCUUUUCAAAAAAAUAUACACUCACUAAUUAUAUAAUCACAUACAUUUUUAAUCUUAUAAAAAAUAAAGUCAAUAUUAAUUUUAAUUACUUAUCUCCAAACGCUUUCGGAUUUUCUUCUUACAAGGAUGAUAUAUCAUUAUCACCAAAAAAAGAUAUCAUGAUAACAACUAGCGAAAUGGAUCAAGUUCAAAAAAUAAAUAUCCCUCGUAGUACCUACACCAAAACGAUGCUCAUGAUGGAUAAGGACAGAAAUUAG